This is a messenger RNA of Adineta steineri, 1647 nucleotides long. NCBI's taxonomy places the organism in Eukaryota, Metazoa, Rotifera, Eurotatoria, Adinetida, Adinetidae. The record is from the annotation of a GenBank genome assembly.
AUGAGCAAUGAAGGUAACAGCUCAUUGUGGGAUUUAAAACGAGCUAUAACAAGAUGUAAAUGGGCUGCGCCCAGUCCAUUACUUUCUCCACGUGCAAUAAAAGGUCGAACAACAGUUGAAUUAAUAAAGAGAGACAAUUGUUCGCUUGGUUUAACAAUUUCAGGUGGAAUUGAUAAGGAUGGUAAACCAAAAGUAGCUCAACUUAAAACAAACUCCAUAGCACAAAAAGCUGAUGUAUUAGAAAUUGGUGAUAUUAUACUUGGUAUUAAUAGUAUUAAAACAGCUGGUCUUAAACAUGAACAAAUUAUAGAAUUAAUUAAACAAGUUGGAGAUCAAUUAACAUUAGAUAUUGAAUAUGAUUUACCUAAAUGGCCUAUACAUGCAAUUAAUACAGUACAUACAAAAACGAUUCAAAUUCAAUUGGAAAAAGAAGGACAAAGUUAUGGUUUUAUUUUACGUGGUGGAGCGUCGGAUGACAAGGUCAAAACAAGACCACUUAUUAUUACAAAGAUACGUCCACAAGGACCGGCUGAUAAAGAAGGUACGAUUAAAAUUGGUGAUCGAAUUUUAGCUAUUAAUGGAAUAAAUGUUGGAGGUGCUACAUUACAUGAUGCAUAUAAUCUUAUGAGACAAUGUCGAGGUACAACAUUAUUUCUUAUUGAAUACGAUGUUGCUAUUGUUGAAAGUGUCAAACAUGCAACUGGUUCAUUAUUAAUUGAAAUUGAAAAAUCUCCUGGUUCAACAAUUGGUAUAAGUUUAACACAAAGAUGGAUACGAAGUAAUCGUUCAAUUAUUAUUAUUGAUAAUAUUAAGCCUGCAAGUAUUGCUGAUCGUUGCGGAGCUCUUCAUUGUGGCGAUCAAAUUAAUGCAAUUGAUCAAAAAUCAUUUGAUACAAUGUCAUUAACAGAAGCAAAUACUAUAUUACGUUCAUGUACAGGUGAUUUCUGUCGAAUUGAAGUUACACCAUCAAAUAUAAUUGUUGAACAAACAAAUGAAAUACGUCUACAUUCGCCAACAAAUCGAACUUUUUUAAAUGAAACUAAUCGUCAAUCAUUCUAUCGUACACCAUCAAAUAAUCUCUUAUCAAUGAAUAAUAAUAAUAACAAUUGGUCAAUGAGAAAUAGUUAUCAAAGUCUUCCAAAAAAAUCAAUGCAUAAAGCUCGGCAUAAUUCAAUUAGUCUUAGGUCACUGGAUAGAUUAUCUACUUCUACAAACAACAAAACAUCUCCAUCGGUGAUGAAAAUGUAUAAUCUUCGUGAGUUAGGCUCGUUGAAUUCAUGUUAUCAAAUGGUGAUGAGCAAUCAAAUGUGCCAUACAGAAAUAAUGGAAUGUGCACUUCGACUUGAUUCAUCAUCAUCAUCACAACAUGGAAAUAGUACAGAUAGUGAAACCAUAGGCAAUUUUGGUUUUACACUCCAGGGUGCUUCUUUUGCAUCGGAUGUUUUGAUGCAACCGCCUGUUAUUGGAUAUUUAGAACCAGGUGGCGUCGCUGAAAGAUCGAGUAUACUUCAACCAGGUGAUCGUGUUCUUGCUAUUAAUGGUCAACAAUUAGAAGGUAUGACAUUAGAAGAUGCUCGGUCAAUAAUAAAAGAAUCAAAUAAUCAAAUUCAUCUUGAAAUUGAAUUUGAUGUAGUUGGUAAUUAUUUC